This is a messenger RNA of Rotaria sp. Silwood1, 2891 nucleotides long. The record is from the annotation of a GenBank genome assembly. Lineage: Eukaryota; Metazoa; Rotifera; Eurotatoria; Philodinida; Philodinidae.
GGGGGUGUCUGUAAUGGGGGGUAUGUCUGUAAUGUUCUCUUUCUCCGUUGCUAUGUGUCUGUAAUGGGGUGGGGGGGGGGAGGGGAGGGGGGGAGCCGCCAAUCUCGAACUUAAAACUUACACUCACUAUUUUCUUCGAAAACAUACGUGAGUUCCACAAAAUAUCAUUAACAAUUUAUCCUCAAUUAGUAUGGGAUCCCCUUUAUGGUACCUCGUAGUCCCUUAAAAGUCCAGUAUGGGUACGAAUUCUUUAUAGCACAUGUUGUACGCACUGCGCUGUACAAAAUGGCAAAUACUAAAUUGAAAACGGAGCGUCAUACUUGGGGACCUUCCAUUGUUAGCUGAAACCAAACAUCUAGUUUUAAGCUUAUCUACUAGUCUUUGCCGUUGAAUGGCUUUUUCAGAGAAAUCGUUCCUAAUAAUGAAAAACAUUCUCGAUCUAAACGUAUUCUGAUUGCUCUUAAUGGAAUCUUCUGAAAAAUAUUUCUCAACGAAUUUUGACUUUACUGGUUCUUCAUAACAGGCGAAGUGUACGUGAAAUAAACGAUACGUAGUAGCUUUGAGAGAAAAUUCAAUGUUCAAAAUAUUGUUGAUUUGCAUGAAAAACAUCAAUUUAGAUUAAUGUUCUAUUUUGUGGAACUCACAUAUAUUUUCGAAGAAAAUAGUUAGUAUAAGUUUUAAGUUGAAGUUUUAACGCGCCCCCUCCCCCUUUCCACUACUGACAAUCCCAUUUACAGACUUUAGUAAUCGAAAAAAAUAGGCUGCAGACUUUCAAAAUUUUUUUGCAACAAUGAUCAAAUUUUUAAAUUUAUUAAAAGUUAUGAAUGUCAUUCUUCAUAUAUUAAUUAUAUUAUAUAAUAGUGCGUUAAAGUCUGCUGUAGGUAUGGUCGAGGUGUUAAACAGACUUGUUUGUCAUUUAAUUCGCUGAUGAUAACACUUACAAUGUUAAAUAAAUUAAAAAAAAAUGAAAAAAUAAAAAUUACAAGAGAAUUGACAAAAUGCAAAUUAAAUUUAGAGCACGCGUUGAGAAAAAUGUUUGCUUGAAAUGCAGAAUAGUGUACGAGAUUUCUUCAGUUUAUGUAUCUUCUACUAGUUUAAUGAGGUAGGGAGCAUAUGCAAGUUUCAUAUUUCAGCCAGAUAGAACUGCGCUAACAAACUCUUCUAUUCGAAAGAAGUUUCAUUGAACGGAUUUCGAAAUCGAAACUCGGUCAAAGAUACGUAAUUGCAAUCUUCAAUUAGAAACGAUUUUUAUCCAAUACAAAACGCCUUAAAAGUCUGUUCAGCUUUAUGAUUGAAUACUUUGAAACAACUGAAACAGUAUUAAAGCUCCAAACAUCAGACUUCGACACUAUUCGCUAGCCUCGUUUUAUCAAAUACUCUCACUCAUAGAAUUUCAUUAUUUGGAAUAUUUACAUAAUCACAAUUUUCAGAUAAUUUCAUCAUAGAGUAUCCAGUAAGAUCUUUGAACGAGAUCCAAAACUUAUUUUCAAAAACUGAAGUAGAAAAUUCUUUGCAUCAUUCAGUUCACAGUACUGCAAUAUUUUUGAACAAAGCCGAUACCUGUGCGUGGGUGUGUGGGUGAAGAAAAGAGCCACAUCCUUCAAUAGUUGUUGAUUCGUAAAAGAGAAUUGCGCGACUUUGCUGUCCUAUUGCGAUGAUAAAAUAAUGCUAUUUUGAUAUUCAGACUUAUUUGAAAGGUAAAAACUCCUUUAGCGAGCGUUAGAUGAGUAUAAAAACAGAUUGUAAAUGGUUAGAAUCGAAUGUCAAUAGAUCUUCAAUAGAAUACUUAAGAUUAUUUUUUAUUCAAAAUGAAUCAACAACGAAACUACUGUUGAUAAAUUGUUCAAAAUGGCAACUGAAUAAAACUAUUAUCUGUAUCGAACUUCUCUAUCUCGAAGAUUAGUAUUUAUCAAGGUAGAAUAAUAAAAUUCCACUGUUUAGCCUGGUGUUUUCUUUCAGAAUUGUGCCUGCGUAGUGCAAAUUUGAAUGCGAAUGCAAAAUGGGUUCAGAAUGGUACCACUGUGGCUGGAGGAAGUAGAGAAGGCAGUAGAAUAGAUCAGCUGCACUAUCCAUGGGGUUUGUUUGUUGAUGAUAAUCAAACUGUCUUAAUUGCUGACAGUUCAAAUCAUCGUAUUAUGGAAUGGAAAUGUGGUGCAAUAACUGGCCGAGUUGUGGCCGGUGGAAACGGAGCUGGAAAUUGUGCGAAUCAGUUAAAUUGUCCGACAGAUGUAAUUGUCGAUAAAGAAAGACAUUGUCUGAUCAUUUGUGAUCAUGGCAAUAAAAGAGUAGUUCGAUGGCCUCGUAACAAUGGUACAAGUGGAGAAACGAUAAUCUCAAAUAUCUGGUGUUGGAGCUUGACAGUGGACGACGAUGGAUCUAUCUAUAUUGUUGACCAUAUAAAACAUGAAGUCAGACGAUAUCGAAUGGAAGAAAGUCAAGGAACAGUGGUUGCAGGCGGAAAUGGGCAAGGAAAUCAUCUCAAUCAGUUGAGCAAUCCCCGAUACGUGUUCGUCGACCGAGACCAUUCAGUAUACGUAUCGGACACAAACAAUCAUCGUGUGAUCAAGUGGGUGGAAGGAGCAAAAGAAGGCAUUGUUGUGGCCGGUGGUCAAGGUCAAGGAAAUGGUCUUACACAACUGUCAGAUCCUUACGGAGGAGUUGUCGUGGAUCAGUUAGGUACUGUGUAUGUGGCUGACUAUAACAAUAAUCGAAUAAUGCGUUGGUAUCAAGGAGCCGCACAGGGAAGUCUUAUCGUUGGUGAGCAUGGCCAAGAGAAGCAGUCGAAGCAGAUCUAUCUACCUACCGGUUUGUCAUUUGAUCGACAAGGUAAUCUCUACGUGAGUGACUAUGGACAUCAUCGAGUACGAAAGUUCAACAUUGCUCAAAGUUAA